Messenger RNA from Chlorella variabilis, 483 nucleotides. RefSeq lists its product as hypothetical. Gene Ontology annotation, cellular component: Golgi membrane. Gene Ontology annotation, biological process: protein retention in ER lumen; retrograde vesicle-mediated transport, Golgi to endoplasmic reticulum. The record is from RefSeq and is a predicted model, not a curated record. The annotation marks the transcript as partial. Lineage: Eukaryota; Viridiplantae; Chlorophyta; Trebouxiophyceae; Chlorellales; Chlorellaceae. The transcript has 5 exons.
AAGCAGGUGCUCCUAGACAAGAGCACGCCGCACAUACUGUACCGAUGGCUGGGCCUGGCGGGGGUGGUGCUCAUCUAUGCGGUCCGGGUCUUCUUCCUCCAAGGGUUCUACAUUGUCACAUACGCGCUAGCCAUCUACAUGCUUAAUCUGCUGCUCGGCUUCCUCAGUCCUCAGGUGAACCCCGAGCUGGAGGGGCCCACGCUGCCCAGCAAGUCGGACGAAGAGUUCCGGCCCUUUGUGCGCCGCCUGCCGGAGUUCAAGUUCUGGUGGAGCAGCAUGAAAGCGGUGAUGUUUGGGUUUGUGGCCACCUUCUUUCCCAUGUUUGAUGUCCCCGUCUUCUGGCCCAUCCUGGUGCUCUACUGGUUCAUCCUCUUCUUUGUCACCAUGAAGCGGCAGAUCAUGCACAUGGUCAAGUACCGCUACGUGCCCUUCAGCUUCGGCAAGAAGGUGGGAGGGCGCCUGCGGGUGUCGGCUUUUGGGUGA